This is a messenger RNA of Oppiella nova, 349 nucleotides long. NCBI's taxonomy places the organism in Eukaryota, Metazoa, Arthropoda, Arachnida, Sarcoptiformes, Oppiidae. The record is from the annotation of a GenBank genome assembly.
GUGGGCGGAGGAAAGGAUUUGGUUGAUAGCAAUCAAAACACUUAUGGCGGCAAAUAUGUUAUUAAUCCGAGCGGAGGUUUGUUGAGUAAAGGACAUCCAUUAGGCGCAACUGGUUUAGCUCAAUGUGCGGAACUGAAUUGGCAGUUGAGGGGUAUGGCUGGUCCGAGACAAGUGCCCGGAGCUAAGUACGUCCUGCAGCAUAACAUAGGACUGGGAGGGGCUGUGGUGGUCGCCAUAUAUACUCUUGGUUUCCCAAACCCUUCGCAAAUUGUUUCAAAACUUUAAUUAGGAUUUGAGUUCAUAUUUUCAUUUCUAUACGAAUUGGUUGAGAUAUGCGGAAAACGACGCG